Messenger RNA from Tetrahymena thermophila SB210, 906 nucleotides. Its product is annotated as alternative oxidase. Gene Ontology annotation, biological process: alternative respiration. NCBI's taxonomy places the organism in Eukaryota, Ciliophora, Oligohymenophorea, Hymenostomatida, Tetrahymenidae. Gene Ontology annotation, molecular function: alternative oxidase activity. The transcript has a single exon. The record is from RefSeq and is a predicted model, not a curated record. Gene Ontology annotation, cellular component: mitochondrion.
AUGAAUUUCUUAACUAAAAGAAGUGCCAAUAUUUUUAGAAAUUUCGCCCAUCAGAAAUCUCUAUUCUCAGCUAUUCCAAACUACAAGUUUGGUGGCUUUUAAAUGACUCCUGAACAAAAGAAAUAAGAACUUGAAAAAAAGGAAUAAAUACUUAAAAAUGGUUAGUGGACUAUGCCUCAUCCAGUAUGGACUGAAUAAGAAGUAAAGGAUGUUGCUAUAACUCACUUGGAACCUGCUAAUUUUGGAGAUCGUUUUGCAAACUUUUUCAUCUAGUCUUUAAGAUAUGGAUUUGAUAUUAUGAGUGGUUACAAAAAGGUAUUCCCUUGGUAAGAGAAGGGUGCUCCUUUGACUGAAAGAGAAUGGAUUAACAGAAUUCUUUUCUUAGAAACUGUAGCUGGUGUUCCUGGAUUCGUUGCUGCCAUGCACAGACACUUACGUUCAUUGAGAUCUAUGAAACGUGAUUAUGGUUGGAUUCAUACUCUUUUAGAAGAGGCUGAAAAUGAGAGAAUGCAUUUGCUAACAUUCUUAGAAGUAUAAAAACCUACUUUUCUAUUUAGAACUGGUGUUAUUCUAGCCUAAUACGGAUAUGUUGCCUUAUUUUCGGUUCUUUACUUCUUCUACCCUAGAGUGUGCCAUAGAAUUGUUGGGUAUCUAGAAGAAGAGGCAGUAAAGACCUACACUCAUAGUAUUGAAACUGCUUUAAAAGAGGGAUCUGAAAUACAUAUUUGGUUAACCAAACCAGCACCAAAAAUAUCAAUAGAUUAUUGGAAGUUAUCACCAAAUGCAUGCCUCCUUGAUGUAAUUUAUGCAGUAAGAAAAGAUGAAGAGCAUCACAGAGAUGUAAACCACAAGUUAGCAGAUGACUACUCACAAAAGAAGCCCAAUCCUUUCCCUCCUGGUCAUUGA